AUGAGCGAUACGAAGUGGGGCUUCGACACGAACUAUGGUCAUCGGACGCUGCCCUUCAAGUGGCAAUCCUCAAACGGCUUUCACUUCUAUGAGGACAGUCCUCUCACCAAGAAGAACUUCCGCCCGUCGCACUUGCCAGCGUUGAGAGCUGACCACCUUCCCAUGACCACUCACUACGGUGAGAGAACACAGACCUCUCGUUGGGCAAUGUCGAGUUAUGGAUGUCACAGGAAUCUUGUUUGGGAUGCAUCCCUGCGCAUGCCUCGCAACCCGUUCCCGGGGAGGGCUUCCAGAGAGAUGUCGUACAUCAAAGAGGCCUGCCCCGAAGGCCUUCAUACAAUGCCUCGCCGUUUGGCGCAAUGGGACAUGCAGCGCUUGGCACGGGGAUCUGGCACGCCUUUGAAGAAGCCGAUGACGCCUUUACUUCCAGGCUUGCCGGACGUGGUGAAACAGCAUGCCCAGGCCUUGGAGCCCGAGCAAGAGCUGUCCGCUGCCCUUGACAAACUCGAGGAGGAUGUCAAGGAGGACGUCUUGGUGCCUGCGCCUGCGCCGAAGCGGGUAUUGCCGACCGAAGAUUCUGGCCAUGCCAAAGACAUGGAUGUGGACAAACCAGAAACGAAGGUUGACUCGCAAUUCCACGGAAUCUUGACCGUUUUCCAGCGGACUGCCACUUGCGGCGGCCAACGUCCUCCGGUGGCCGGCUGGCAGGUAUUUGCAGAACGAGACUUAUGGGAAACGACCUUAGCUGUUGGCAUCUGCGACAUCACAACAGGUCAAGAGGCCCAGGCCAUGUCAGGAUUAGUGGUCUUCUGCUCCGAAAGGUUUGGAUACGACCAGUCCUGGUCUACAGGCGGCCGGGUACUGGCCGGCCGUGUGGAUGCGCCGGAAAUCCCGUCACUCAGGAAUGCAUGGGUGGAGCCAGUUUCCAGGGUGCCGGGGCAGGCUACUGUUGUCACCUUCCAGGUAGAAACCACAACUCCUCUACCUCCAGGCGGCGCACUCAUCGUCCGAAGCCCUGCCGGCGUCGGCCUCUCAACGCCCUGCAAGUUGAACGCGGUUCCUGACCUGGACUUGCUACCCGCGAGAGCGCUUCUUCCGCGGCAUCUGCCCAACAAUGUGUCUUGCAUCACAAGGCCAUUUCCAGCUGCAGCGGCUGGAUUUCAGGUCAACCACCAGCAGAUCGACUUGCUGGUUCUCGCUGGGGCAGCUGGUAUCCCUGCCGGACUCUACCGUUUUGAGGUGGCUGGCCGGAAUGCAGUAGCCAGAGCAUCGGAAGGAAGAGAAGACAAUUGCUCAAGCAGCCAUCAUUGCUGGACAUUCCUCAGUGUGGCCAAUGCAAAUACAGAGCCUCAGAUCGAGCUGGACUGGCGGAGCAUCUCGCCUGGAUACCACAAGGAUGCCAUGCCAGAGGCCAGGCUGCUGCCAACCAUGGGCCGUAACGACAGGCCACUGGAAAGCAACAGCCUCGCCUUCGUCUUCCGCCUGUCACGAGAUGUGAAUAGCACAGGUGCCCGAAACGACAGGGCGAUUUCCCUCCGUGGACCCGCUGGCUUCGUUCUGAAGCAGGACUGUUUCGUGGAAACUCUGGACAUCGCUGCAGCCACGGCCGUUCGCGCACCUGUGCAGAGCUGCGAGGCAGAGCUCAGUACUGCGAGGCUUACAGCGAUCUCCCUGAGUUUGAAGGCCGGAAUUCUGUAUGCCUUUGGCGUGAAGGUGUUGGCCAAUCCGCCUCGCACACCGAGCCGAAACUUAUGGUCUUUGGAGGUGGAGGGGGAAGUGUCAUCUCCAUUUCCGGGCUUCUCCGUGCAGACCUUCCGACUGCUCGAAGUGGAGCCUCUCACCUGUGCCACGGGCUUUGUUUGGCCGAACAAGCAAGCGAAUGUGGCCAACUUGACAUUCCAGCCAGAGACCAGCCAAUACCUUGAAGGGCACGCGUCCGCACUUCUUGUCCAUGCUCCUCCGGGCUUCACUUUUGUCAACGGCAGCGAAAGCUGCGGAGUGCUCUCUCACUUCGAAGUUGAGGUUGACGAGGGCAGAAUGGAAGUGUGCUCACAGCCUUCGAGCGAAGAGUGCGAUUGCGAGCUGCAGGCCGCAAGCGUGCUCGUGAUCAAGCUCCGGGAAGUCUCCACCAAGCUCGUCGGAGGUCAGAUGUACCACUUGGGGCUGCGCUUCGUCGCUUUGGCGUCGGAUCGAUUUGAGGCUUCCUGGAAGCUUGAAUCCUUCGACGACAUCGUUUCUGGGGUGAAGCUGGAUGUUGGCCAGGUUACGAGCUUCCGGCUGUGCGAACCGCUUGCGCACCUGGCGAUUGGAAGGUACGAUUCCAGCAGUGCGGGUCCUCUCGUGAUGCCGAGUCAGGAUGCAGAAGCUUUUCUGCCAGACCUGCUGCUGUCCGUGGUGUUUGCCCACACUGUCUUGCCUGGCGAUACCCUGCGGAUCAAGCUGCCUUCUGGAUACAGGACAGAAUGCUCUGAGACUGGGUGGCUACAAGGACCUCUGGCAGGCUUGACACCGGACUGGACCAGUGCCAGGAUGCCCGCCCAUGUUGAAGUGAGCUGCACAGCUAGGGAGCCUGGCGAAGUGGUGGAGAUUCAGAUGCUUGGGGAGGUGCAGCUUCCGGCCGGAGAGAGACUAAUCUUGCGGCUGAUGACGGCAAACCCGCGAAGGAUCUUUGGGGAGCAGUACUGGCAGGUGGGGCAUCUGCGACGAGGAGAAGUGCUAGCAGGUGGAGCCUGGCGCACCUGGGAGGUGUUCCUCCAGUUGUCAGAGGCCGUCAUCACGCUGGCCUCGGCGGCGGUCGGCCAGCGCUCCAGUGUGGUCGACGUGCGAUUCAGAGCAGAGGAAGAUGCAGAUUUGCUACGACUUCAGCCGACUGGGCGCAUGCAAAUCGACUUCACCAAUGUGUCCAUCAGCCGUGGUCAGAUUCUCCGGUCAGAGACCAACUCGGUCUUGCUCGUGAGUUUGAACAUGAAGGAUGGUGAUCGUGUUGGUCUUCGAAUAUACAAUGCUCAUUUACCAAAUCAUGGUGGGCGUGUUAUCUUCGACUUGGAGAUUCGCAACAGCACGGGCGGCCGAAUCGCCAGAAAGCACAGCAUCGACAGUGGCAGCCAGAUUCCAGGCCACAUCGAGCUCCGAUCGCUGCAGCUCCGCAAUGAGUACGCGCCAAACCUCACGCAGUCACAGUGGCCGGCACAGCUGGGUGGUCGCACCGCACUGGAGAUUGAGGUGAGGUUUCUGGAAAACGUGAACCCAUUCGAGACGCUGCGCAUUUCGGGCAAGCCUUUCGUCAUGCUGCAGGGCAACUUCCGCUUGGUCGUUGUGGACACAGGCACGAGUGUUCCAAUGUCUUCCAGCAAGACAGAAGAUGGGGUUUCUUUCGAGACCCUGGCCGGGCAAGGUUUGCAGCGAGACAUCUGGUAUCGAGCAACUGCGACUGUCCUGGCUCCUGCUACCCUGCCACGGCGUGUGUUCUGGGGCUUCGAGGUCCUGGGAGCAGGUCUUCCUAGUAGUCUCGGCUCAGCAGAGGGAACGGUGCACCUUGUGCCGGCCUACGAAGUUGAAGUAACUGCCGUGAGGAGUCCGCCACUUGCUGUUGUCGCCAUCGAGUUGGCCGUGUCGUUGCAUGCAUCAUCGCCGACGCGGUUAACCAUAGUAGCACCGGCAGGCUUCCGCUUCACCGAAAACUGCCUGAGCGGACCCAGUGAUGUGGUGGCUCGCUGCUCGCCAACUCAGGUGAAUGAUCAGGACGCAGCGGAGCUGGUUCCAAUCAAGGCAUUCUUCACGGACUUGCAAGAGCUCAGCCUCCAGGUUCGUACACCUGCAGCAGCUUUACCUUCCUCUACAUGGCUCCUGGUUGGGUGGACCCAAGGCGAAGUGGUUGGCUGGGGCGAGGACAAGUUGGGCAUUGAUGUGGUGCAGAUGCGCAGUGUCGCUGUGAUCUACCCCGCUUCUCCUGACAGAAGAUCAGAGUUGGUGGUAAGGUUGCGGCUACGCGACGAGCUGCUACCGGGGGGGAUCCUGCAGUUACUGAAUCCACCGGAGUUGGUUCUCAACUGUUCAGGACCGCAGCUCCAAGAGAUUUCACUGCCUAUCGAAGGUUGUACAGCGGAGGCGGGAUCUCUGAUGUUGCGCUUAUCUUCUGGGCUGGUACCGGGCACGUACGCAUUCGGAGUUGGGGCGCAGGUGCCCCCUGCCGCUCCAAAGAAGAACAUGUUUUCGCUGCUGGUGUUUGGUCCUAGUGGCCUGGUGCAGGAUGCGACCACGGUGGUGAAGGGCCAGCAGUUACAAAGCGAGCUGCACGUGGGCCCUCGUCCCUUGAGGUGGACCGCGGCCGAAGCUGGGCAAGCGAGCAGUGUUGUCAUGGGCUUCGAGGUGCGGCAACAAGUGAAGCGCGGUUUGGUUGAGUCGGUUCUUCUUACACUCGCUGAAAAUUUCGAGCAUUCGUUAGAGACGCCACGCGGCAUCGAAAUACUGAACCCAAGUUUUCCACUGUCAAGCAGCCACGGCGCGACAUCUUGGGCAGACAUCAGAAAGGAAGACCGCAUACUCAUUCACAUAGACCUGGCGCGGCCUUUGCCUCCGGGUCAAUUUGAUUUCCGCAUUCCCAUCACCGUGCCAGAGGAGCUCUCAGCUUUCAACGUGUGGCAGGUGACGUUGUGCACGGAAGGCCGUGCAGCUGAGCCCUGCUCUGUGGAGUCACCGCGAGCUUUGGCCACGUUUCCGGCGGCUGGAUUUAGCCACGUGAGGUAUGCUUUUCAAGUGCUGCACGUGCCCAGCGGCUGCUCCUGGAAGGUGCAUCGCCGAUACCGUGAGAUUCUUGCCUUUCAUGAACAACUGGCCGCAGGCACACACGGCAGCCUGCCGGAGUUUCCGCCCAAAGCGCUGAAUGGCUUGAGCUGGAUUUGGGGCGAAGAUGUUCCGGUCCAGCGAGUGGCAGCCUUCCAGACGUACUUUUCCAGCCUCCUGGCACGUGAGGACCUGACUGGCAAUGCCACUCUUCAGGCCCUGCUGGGCGUCGAGCCGCCCGAUCCAGUAGGCUCGAUUGACGUGGCAAGGUGGAGAAUGGAAGAACCGGGUCCUGGCACGGUCGAUGUCGAGCUGGCCGUUAGCUGCGAUGCCUUCUCUCCAAGAGAGCCAGGGUCCAGCCCCUUCAGUGGCACGAUCGAAAACUUCAAACCCGUGGAAGACUUCGUGGUGCUCAUGCAGGGUGCAGCGACCAGCGAGCCGUUGGCUUUCGCACGGCCUGGUGAGCGACUUUGGGUGAAUGGACUACCAAGUGGAGAAGAGCUGAAGCUCGAGGUGCGGGCAAGGAACGGCAUGGGGAUUUCAGAGCCAGUUGCUCUAAAUCUCUCGUCACCCGGCGAGCGUGCUGUACAGCUCUUGCCGGGCAUGCGAGUGCGAGCGGUUUGGGCUGGUGAUGGGGCGACCUACGAUGCGGUCGUGAAGAGCAUUCCGCGCAACAACCCUGACUUCGUCUUGCUAGACUGGUUAAGACCAGCUCCUCUGAGCGGAGAGCAGCUUUCGUGCGUUUGUGAAGUGGGUGAUGACACGGCUCACAGAAUGGUCUCUCGUGGCCACAUCUUCCCAGUAUGCCUGGCCUCACGGAUGCCCGAGAGACCGCAGACCGGACAGGGCACGCGGCUUUCCAUCCACGCAUGUGGAUACUUCCUCUGCACCGCCACGUACAACAUCACCAUAACCGCUGCUGCUUUUGCCUCUCCUGAGCUCGCGGGGCAGGACUUGCAGGCAGGAGUGGCAUCUGCCAAGCUGCAGCAGCUCGUCGCUUUAGGCGCCGCAGCGGGCCUGCCGUCUGCUGCGGAGGUCAACAUUUCAGAGGUCAAGCUCAUCCCAGCGAUGGCACAGCUGUCGGACCUUACUGCGCCAACUACUCUGCUGAUCUUUGACAUGAACUUCGACCUCUGCUCCGUCCCAAUGGUGGCCAUUGACCCUGCGGAUUUUGAGUUCGCCUUUAUCUCAAAGGCCGGAACAGGGGCUACGCUGUCCGUCUUGGAGUUUGUGAAUCUAACGGACGCGGGGAGCGGAAGUUCUGGAACGGGCAAUGAUACGCAGCCUCGACCUUGGACAGGAGGGCAAACUGUCGACGAGCCCGAGACAGACGAUCAGUCUGUGUUCGUUGUUUUCCUGAUCCUUGCCGUUGUCCUGGUCCUCGCUUCGACACUUGCAGUGAGCGCAUGGGCCAAAGCCCGGCGAGCCCGACUCAAGGUCGUGGCGGAUUCAGAGGAAGAGCACAAAGUAGCACAAAGUCCGGAUGUAGACAGGGUUCUAGCAAGUGUGGCGUGGGCUUUUGCACCUGCGGACGUGGAAGACGACAAGGUUUUCCGAGAAAGCUGCCUCGAUCUCUCCGAAGGAGACAUCGUAGAAGUUAUUGCAGGCGGCGGUGGAUGGUUCUAUGGGCGUGUCAUUUCAGGCAGUGGAGACAUCACUCGCAUGGGCUACUUCCCUGAAAACCGAGUGUCAUGGAUCGGCAAGAUUCCUCGUGCGGAGGUCGCUUGCGCAGACCAGCAUGCUUUGGUCUUCGUGGAUCACGGGUUCACCCCGGAAGAUGUCGCUGAGUGCGAGAACUUGCGGGAGAACUGCCUGCACCUCGAAGCAGGUGAAAUGGUUGAGGUCUUGGCCGGUGGCUCCGGCUGGCUCUACGGCCAGGUGGCAGGGCACCCAGAGCGAGCAGGCUACUUUCCAGAGAACCGAGCAACUUGGCUCGGAACUUGCGAAGAGAAUGGUGAAGCAGCGAAGACUGACCGCGGUGUGCUCGUGAAGGUUGUGGAGAACUACUCGCCGGGAAGUCCUGGCGACAAGGAGGAAGAGGUGGCAUUCGCUGAAAGUUGCCUUGCGCUAGCAGAGGGCGAUGUGGUGGAGGUUGCAGCAAGUGGCGGCGGCUGGGUGUACGGUCGCGUUGUCGGAUCUCCAGAACGCCACGGAUAUUUCCCGGAGACGCGUGUGUCAUGGCUUGGAAAGCCUGUGGAGCGAGAUCCCGAGAGGAAUGAGGAGAGCCAACACUCUCGUGUCCUCAGCUCCGCAGAGGAAACUGCUUUGCGCGAAGCCGCUGCCGCUGUCACACAGGACGCCAUCAGCACCUCGAGAGCGGUCACAGGCGCUGAUGAAGCUGCAGCAUGA
This is a messenger RNA of Symbiodinium necroappetens, 7131 nucleotides long. Lineage: Eukaryota; Dinophyceae; Suessiales; Symbiodiniaceae. The record is from the annotation of a GenBank genome assembly.